UCGUGCUUGAUCUACCAUCUCUACAAGCAUGCUCGGCGGCAUCCUCGUUCUCGCGGCCGUGCUGCUGCCGCUGGCCGCGCCCCAGGCGACGCAGUGGCAGUCCACGACAUGCGCCAGCGGCGCCUACGCGGCCAACAGCACCUACCAGACCAACCUGGGCCUGCUCGCCGCGGCGCUACCGGCCAACGUCUCGGCCUCGCCGGCCGGCUUCGCCACGGCCACCACAGGCGUGGUGCCGGACCUCAUCUCCGCGCUGGCGCUCUGCCGUGGCGACACCAACGCGUCGUCCUGCCGCGCCUGCGUCGCGGCGGGCUUCCCCGGGGCGCAGCGCGGCUGCCCCAACAGCAAGGACGUCGCCAUCUACCAGGACGGCUGCGUCCUCCGCUUCUCCGACCAGCGCUUCCUGGACUUCGUAGGCGUGGAAUCCCCCGCCGGCACCUACUCCACGGACGUGGGGAACCUCACAGCCCCAGCGGCCUGGUUCAACGCCGCCGCCCUCGCGCUCCUGAACGCGACGGUCGACCAGGCCGUGGCCGCGACCGCGCGCGGCGACCCCGCCAAGAAGUACUUCGCCACGGGCGAGGGGAGCUUCGACGCGACCUACUACCCGAAGAUUUACGGACUGGCGCAGUGCGUGCCGGAAAUGACGGCCGCGCAGUGCCGGGGCUACCUCGCUGGCUUCAUCGGAGCCGCGCCGUGGUUCUUGUUCCAGAACGGGAAGUCUGGCGGCCGAGCUCUUGGGGUCUGGUGCAACCUGAGGUACAGCGUGAGCCCGUUCUACACGGGAGGCGCCAUGGUGAAGCUCUCGGCGCCCGCAGCCGUGCUUUCUGUUGCUACCGCAGAGACGCCAGCAGGGAGGAAAGGGAGAGUGGCAGGGAUCUCUACAGGCGCCGCUUGUUUCGCUGUCCUGAUGUUGAUUCUUGCAGUCUUUGCUUUUAUUCGCUCCAAGACAAGAAAGGCCAAGAAGCAUGACGACUCAUUUAACAAAAUGGCAAGAGGGAAGUGCACUAUCUACGAUUUUCCGACGCUGCAAGAGGCAACCGGAAACUUCUCAGAGAAGCACAAGCUUGGAGAAGGCGGUUUCGGAACUGUAUACAAGGGAAACCUCCCAGACGGGCAAGAAAUAGCAGUGAAGAAACUUAUAGAUGGUGCUGGUGCUGGACAUGGACUGGAUCAGAUACGGAAUGAAGUGCUGGUAUUGGCACAGCUCCAGCACAAGAACCUUGUUAGGUUGCUGGGGUUUUGCCUGCAUCAGAAGGAGAUGCUACUUGUCUACGAAUACAUCAGGAACGGGAGCCUCGACAACUUCCUUUUUGUAGAUGCAAGUCGAAGAAAUACACUAAACUGGGAUGAAGAGUACAACAUCAUUCUCGGAAUUGCCAAGGGCAUAAUGUAUCUUCACGAGGACUCGAGCGUAAGGAUCAUCCACCGAGACCUGAAAGCUAACAACAUUCUGAUUGAUGAUGCCAUGGAUCCGAAGAUUGCGGACUUCGGGUUAGCUAGGCUGCAAGUCGGAGGCCAUACUCAGACCAUGACAGCUAGAGUUGUUGGAACAUACGGGUAUAUGGCGCCGGAGUAUGCAAUACACGGAAACGUGUCGCCAAAGAUCGACAUUUUCAGCUUUGGUGUCUUGGUGCUUGAAAUUGUAACCAAGAGGAGGAACUGCGGCUCAGAUGAUUGCGAGACGGAUACGGUGAAUCUCCUGAGCGAUGUAUGGACUUGUUGGAGCAAAGGGACGAUAUCACAGAUGAUUGAUGAAUCACUCGAAGGACACCCCCGAAUCCAGGCGCUAAGAUAUAUCCACAUUGGGUUGCUGUGCGUCCAAGCUGACCCAGACGACAGGCCUGACAUCCCAUCCAUCAUUUUCAUGUUGAGCAGGGAGGACAUGGAGCUUCAGCCACCAGCACAGCCUGCAUUCUUCUUCGGAGAAGACUCAAACUCACCUUCUCCGCCGUGCCAGCAGGGCAUCUACGUGUACAACCGGUCUGAGGUGAUCUUUGAAAAUACUUCUGUGAAUGAGCUCACAAUUACUGACGCAUAUCCUAGAUAAUUUCUUUUAUAUAUUGUAUCUUAGAUAAGCGAAAGACAAACAAGAGUGGUUUGGAAUAUAAUCAGGCC
This is a messenger RNA of Aegilops tauschii subsp. strangulata, 2118 nucleotides long. RefSeq names its product cysteine-rich receptor-like protein kinase 6. Gene Ontology annotation, biological process: protein phosphorylation. NCBI's taxonomy places the organism in Eukaryota, Viridiplantae, Streptophyta, Magnoliopsida, Poales, Poaceae. Gene Ontology annotation, cellular component: plasma membrane. Gene Ontology annotation, molecular function: ATP binding; protein serine/threonine kinase activity. The record is from RefSeq and is a predicted model, not a curated record.